Messenger RNA from Trifolium pratense (red clover), 1500 nucleotides. Its product is annotated as 39S ribosomal protein L46, mitochondrial-like. Gene Ontology annotation, molecular function: structural constituent of ribosome. The record is from RefSeq and is a predicted model, not a curated record. NCBI's taxonomy places the organism in Eukaryota, Viridiplantae, Streptophyta, Magnoliopsida, Fabales, Fabaceae. Gene Ontology annotation, cellular component: mitochondrial large ribosomal subunit. Bases 563 to 1249 code for a protein of 228 amino acids. The transcript has 8 exons.
UUUGCUUUCUCCUUCUCGAUCCCUCUCUCUCAAAAUCGCUGCUCUCAAUCUCUCUCCCUCACCUCGCCGUAACGCCGUUCAAUCUUCCGCCGCAGCCGCACCACUGCUCAGCUCACCGCGCCGCACCGCACUCACUCUUUCUCUUCGUCUCGUUUGAGAGAUGAGGAAGUUUUUUGUUCCUAGAGCUAUCCAGAAAUUUGGUUGAUAAAAUUCCCUCCAAAAUUUUGCCUAGGCUCUCUAAUAUUACGGGAAUCGCCACUGCUUAUAUGAAAUGGAAAAAAUGAUGAUUUCUUAUUGGAUGUCCGUGUCAAACUAUUUUAUACCAACGAUGACGAUGUAUUUCCAUUAAACUCAUAAAAUAAAUAAAAAUAUUGAAAUGUGAGGAAUAUGCACAAAAACAACACUGUUAAUUUGUUUUUAGUAAAAAGUAAAAAAAAACAUUGUUAAUUUGUUCAUGUAGCGUAAACCCUUCUCGCGUUUUUUCUUCACUCUAUAACACUAAACUACCUCAUUUUUCUGCAUAUUUUUUUGGUGUCACACACUCUUCCAUUUUUGGCCAAGGAUGAAGAUGUCAUUGAUUCGGCCUCUGUUAACGAGGCGAGGAUUCAGCACAAGCUCUGAGAAAAUGGUUGCCUCUGUACUGUUUGAAAGAUUGCCUGUGGUUAUUCCCAAAAUUGACCCUAUUGUUUAUGCGUUUCAAGAAUUCUCGUUUCGAUGGAGACAACAAUAUCAACGCAGAUAUCCCGAUGAAUUCCUAGACAGAUCUGAUGCUAGGGGUAAAGGUGAUUAUCAAAUUGAAUACGUGCCAGCACCACGAAUCACCGAAGCAGACAAAAACAAUGAUCUAAGGUCACUACAAAGAGCUCUUGACAGAAGACUUUACCUUCUCCUCUAUGGAAAUGCUUAUGGGGCUCCAGAUGGAAAACCUGUGUGGCAUUUUCCAGAGAAAGUAUAUGAAUCAGAGGAAACUAUGCGUAAGUGUGCAGAAUCUGCCCUGAAAUCAGUCAUUGGAGAUCUUUCCAAUACAUAUUUUGUGGGAAAUGCUCCAAUGGCCCAUAUGGUUGUUCAGCCUAAAGAAGAGCAGGCAGAAUCUGCAUCUUUUAAGAAAUUCUUCUUCAAGUCACAAGUAAUUGCUAAAACCAAGUUCGACAUUGGAAAAUGUGAGGAAUUUGUUUGGGUGACUAAGGAUGAGUUGAUGGAGUAUUUUCCUGAGCAAGCUGAGUUUUUUAACAAAAUGAUCAUUAGCUGAUGACAGUGGAGACAGUUUAGUUAAAACCACCAUUUAGUUCAUUGAAAGAAGAUCAAGGUAACAGUUUCUAGAUCAACAGAAGGUUUUGAAUUAUAAUUAGAUUUCACAUCUCAGUUUGAGGCCAUUGUUUAAAAACUUAUUUCUACUUGUCAUCUAUAUUUUCUUGUACUUUGUGCUGUAAUAACAAGUUGCCAUGGUGAUUAUGAUGUUAAGAAUAUAAUGCCCAAUUUUGUAAUUGUGUUCCAUGGAUA